GUGACUCCACCAACCACGGCGGAAUCUGUCAAGCCCACGCUCUGCAGGGUCGUCAUCUACCUACAGAAGGAGAUGUCCGGGGACACGUGUCUAGCCACCACCACCCUUUGUCCAGCUGCAGGGCCCAAGCCCAGAGCUUGCAGCUUCAAAGGGGGCAGCCUUGGUAACAAGUACGUGCGGCUCAACGUCGGGGGCUCUCUGUACUACACCACGGUCCAAGUCCUCACCAGGCAUGACACGAUGCUUAAGGCCAUGUUCAGUGGCAGAAUGGAGGUGCUCACAGACAAAGAAGGCUGGAUCCUUAUAGACCGUUGUGGGAAGCACUUCGGAACAAUUUUAAACUAUCUCCGAGAUGACACGAUUGCACUUCCGAAACACAGACAGGAGAUCAAAGAGUUGAUGGCAGAAGCCAAAUAUUACCUCAUUCAGGGCUUAGUGGACAUGUGCCAGGCAGCCUUGCAGGACAAGAAGGACUUGUAUGAACCUGUCUGUAGCAUCCCUAUUAUCACAUCUCCGAAAGAAGAAGAGAGACUGAUAGAAUCAUCAAUGAAACCUGUUGUUAAGCUGCUUUAUAAUAGAAGCAACAAUAAAUACUCCUACACCAGUAACUCAGAUGACAACCUGCUGAAGAACAUAGAGCUGUUUGACAAACUCUCUCUCCGAUUCAACGGCAGAGUUCUUUUCAUUAAGGAUGUUAUAGGGGAUGAAAUCUGCUGCUGGUCUUUCUACGGACAGGGUCGGAAACUUGCUGAAGUCUGUUGUACCUCGAUAGUGUAUGCUACAGAGAAGAAGCAAACCAAGGUUGAAUUCCCCGAGGCACGAAUUUAUGAGGAAACACUAAAUGUCUUACUGUAUGAAACACCACGGGUUCCCGACAACUCUCUGCUGGAAGCAACAAGCAGGAGCCGAAGCCAGGCGUCCCACAGUGAGGAUGAUGAGGGUUUUGAACUUCGUGACCGAGUGCGCAGAAUCCACGUGAAGAGAUACAGCACCUAUGACGACCGUCAGCUUGGCCACUAGCACAUGGGUCAAGGAGAAGGGGUUUGGUGUCCAGGCUUGUGGCGAUAUUCUCGGAGGGAGAUCGAGAAGCGGGAGGGGUCGGUCGGACUCUGGAUUGAUCCUCGUUUGGCUUCUUGGCUCCCUAGAGAGGCAAACGGGCAUUUGUGCGCACAAGGCAACACUAAAGGCCAAAGGCUUUGAGAACUAAGAUGUUAAUUUUGCACCGUGUGCUUUAAUUACAGACUGGCCCCUUCUCAUGCCACUGAGGAAUGGAAUUCGGAACGCCGAUUCCGAGGGUUUGUGGUUGCUCUUUCAUGUGUAAUGACUUGCUGGUUUUCUUACUUCCUGUAGGAAGUACUGCUUUCCCCGAGUGAGAUGGCAUGAUUUGAAAAUCUUUUUUUCCAGAUACCUGCCCAUUUAGGGUUUUGUAUAAUG
This is a messenger RNA of Tauraco erythrolophus (red-crested turaco), 1434 nucleotides long. NCBI's taxonomy places the organism in Eukaryota, Metazoa, Chordata, Aves, Musophagiformes, Musophagidae. The record is from RefSeq and is a predicted model, not a curated record.